AUGCCUUUGGCUAAAUCUCCACGAGUUAACACUGAUUUAGGAAGAGGUCUAAGGGCUGUUGGAAUGGCGACAUCUGCGAAGCGGAGGUAUAUCAGUGACAUGGAGCAUGCAUCCAAAUUUUCACCAAGAACUACUAAACGAAAGCAGUCAUGGAGGCAUAAUCUGUCUAAUUCAAAAUCUCAGUAUCCAAAAAAUCUCCAUCUGAACAGCAGACUUCAUCAAAGUUUCAGCACCAGAUCUGGAGUCGAAGAGCAGAACUCUCUGCAUGAGAAGUUUGAUACAUGCUGCCAAGAAGGUAAUCUAAAACAUGCCUUGGAAACUUUGAAAAUGAUGGAAAACAUUGAAAUAGCUAAGAUUGAGGAUUAUAGAGAGAUUGUUGAAAUGCAUGGGUUAGCUGGAAAUUUGGAAGAGGCAGUUAAAUUGGUUGAUGGAAUACCUAAAAAACAUAAAUAG
Arabis nemorensis is the source of this 453-nucleotide messenger RNA. NCBI's taxonomy places the organism in Eukaryota, Viridiplantae, Streptophyta, Magnoliopsida, Brassicales, Brassicaceae. The record is from the annotation of a GenBank genome assembly.